AUGUUAGGGGAAUGUCCAUCCAAGGAAAGACAGGCGAUGCGCGGCGUCGGCAUCUCCACAGUCGGGAUUCGGGAAUAUGUAUGUGCCCCCAUAUUUUCGCCGUUCGUGAUGACUGCUAUUGCUGAUCAAGAUUAUGAUUCCAGUACGCUUGUGAGGGCCACGGGGUCGUGGCUAGAUAUCGGGACCUCAAUAUCGCACUACGUGAUUUCCUUGUCUUUAACUUUGUUUUUGCUUGUGUUGCAUCAAGGUUGCAUGCGACUGACAGGCUUUUGGGAGUUGAAACAACACGCUGCAUGA
Messenger RNA from Notodromas monacha, 297 nucleotides. The record is from the annotation of a GenBank genome assembly. Lineage: Eukaryota; Metazoa; Arthropoda; Ostracoda; Podocopida; Cyprididae.